Messenger RNA from Salvia hispanica, 408 nucleotides. Lineage: Eukaryota; Viridiplantae; Streptophyta; Magnoliopsida; Lamiales; Lamiaceae. The record is from RefSeq and is a predicted model, not a curated record.
AUGGCCAUCAGUGUUGUCUGCAAGGUUGUUGGCAUUGGCUCUAUAAGAAUAAGGACGCAUGAUGGGGUGUUCUGCACCUCGAACGAUGUUAGGCAUGUUCUACAGAUGACCAAGGAUCUGAUAACACUGAGUGCUUUUGACAGUUCCAUCGUGACAGGCUGUGCUGAUACUGCAUCAUCCGAGAUGCCGGCCGAGAAUAUGACAAAGCUAUGGCAUAUGGGGCUGGGUCAUAUGGGAGAACGAAGGAUGCAAAUUCUGUCAAAGCGUGAUUUUCUCUCUAGGCAUAAAGUGAAGAAUCUGGAUUUCUACGAACAGUGUAUUUUUGGGAAGCUUUAUCGUAACAAGUUCCCAAAGAAGGGUGUUCAUCGGACCAAGGGGACACUCAACUACAUUCACAUGGAUUGUUGA